AUGAAUAAUGAUGAUCGCCUUGUAUUUGAAAAGAACUUCAAAAAUGCUUUACAUGGCAUUUCACUAAGCUUUCAAAGUCCAGCGACCGCAUACAUGCCGUGGUCAAAUUUAAGACGAAGAUGUGUGGAAGGCGCUCGCCUUACUAGGGUAACUGCAAAAAGUGUUGUGGAAAUGCGACAGAAGGAUAUAGAUGCUGGUAAGGAGAUACCUGAAGAUGCACUAUCGUAUGUUUUGAAAUUGAAAGAAGCUUUGCCCAAUUGCGACAUUGAAGACUUGGUGGAUAUGGUCGUUACAGUUGUGUUCGGAGGUAAAAUUCUUGUGUCUUUUUGUCUUGCACGUUCGAAAAUUAUUAGGGAGUAGUUCAACUGUUUCUGUAUCAGAUUCAUGUGCGGAACCUCCCCCCAGCUUAUUGUAAUAUUUACUCUAUCAAAAUGUAACUUAUUUCAGGAAUGGACACUACAGGCAACAAUCUGUGUUUCACCGCGCUCUCCAUAGGCCUAAACCCAGAUGUCGAAAAUAG
This is a messenger RNA of Paramuricea clavata, 520 nucleotides long. NCBI's taxonomy places the organism in Eukaryota, Metazoa, Cnidaria, Anthozoa, Malacalcyonacea, Plexauridae. The record is from the annotation of a GenBank genome assembly.